AUGCUCAUCCGAGUUUCCGCUCGGCCUGCGACAUUUGCCGACGAUUUCAAAGCCGCAUGGUCAGAAUCUCAUAUCCGCAAGCUCGACGGUGGAAAAUCUAUUCAACUUGUGCUUGACCAGAGCACAGGAAGUGGAUUUGCUUCUCAAAGAAAGUAUCUAUUCGGACGAGUGAGCAUGAAGAUCAAACUCAUUCCCGGCGACUCUGCCGGUACGGUCACCGCCUUCUACAUGAACUCGGAUACAGACAAGGUGAGAGACGAACUGGAUUUUGAGUUCUUGGGAAACAGAAGUGGCCAGCCUUACUCGGUACAGACAAACAUAUUUGCUCAUGGCAAAGGAGAUAGAGAACAAAGGGUUAAUCUUUGGUUUGACCCUUCUUUGGAUUUCCACACUUACUCUAUCUUAUGGACACACAAACACAUUGUAUUUUACGUGGACGAUGUACCAAUAAGAGAAUACAAAAACAAUGAAGCCAAGAACGUAAGUUACCCAACAUCACAGCCAAUGGAAGUUUACUCAACGUUAUGGGAAGCCGAUGAUUGGGCGACACGUGGCGGAUUGGAUAAAAUUGAUUGGAGCAAAGCUCCGUUUUAUGCUUACUACAAAGAUUUCGAUAUCGAAGGUUGUCCUGUUCCUGGACCCACCUUUUGUCCAUCGAACCCUCGAAACUGGUGGGAAGGUUACGCUUAUCAUUCACUUAACGCCGUCGAAGCUAGACGUUACCGUUGGGUUAGAGUAAAUCAUAUGGUUUAUGAUUAUUGUACCGACCGGUCUAGGUAUCCGGUCCCACCGAUCGAGUGUCGCGUUUGA
Molecule: messenger RNA, 810 nt
Organism: Microthlaspi erraticum
Lineage: Eukaryota; Viridiplantae; Streptophyta; Magnoliopsida; Brassicales; Brassicaceae
Source: the annotation of a GenBank genome assembly